AUGACGGGACGCGAGUCGGCUGGUCGCUCCUUAGAGGGGCUGCCCUUUGAAGUUCAGCGACUCAUUCUCGGGAAGGCGCCAAGCUUGGAUGAGCUGCGCACUCUCAUCCGGGCCUCGCCGCAGCUAUACCGUGUCUAUGUUGAAGACCGGCCGCGAAUUCUUCGAGCCUUCAUAUCCAAUCUUCUCGAGGACAUCAUCUUGGACGCCCACGCCGCCUAUGUCUCGGGCGAAGACAUCUUCCAGUCUAACCGCGGCCACGCAAUGCUCUGGGAAUUCCUCGACGACUUCCGGCAACGACGCGACUUUGAAGCGCCCGCCGCCCUAGCCGCCCGGCUGUCUGAAAAACAACUCAUUGGGAUUAUUCGUUACCACGCGUCCGUUAUCGAGCCUUUGACGGACCGCUACACUGCCUGGGCGACAGCUACUCUGGCCUCCCCGCCGCAAGAGUUAAAGUAUGAGUUAGAGGAGUGGCCACUCACUUCCAUCCGCGACAUGGACAGGCGGCGAAUCCAGCGGGCCUUUUACCACUUCCAACUGUUCUGCAAUGUUUCUGGGAGAAGGGUUUCUCACAGCUCUGGACGCUCCUCAUGCAUCCACGAUCCGUCCGAGUGCUGGCGCGUGCUUACCAUCUUUCCUGAAUACCAAUUCGAGGCGAUACGCUGCGUUCACACCUUCGCCAGGAUGCGCAUUAUGAUCCUUUCUACAGGCAGCGAUUCAAGUCUGUGA
Canariomyces notabilis is the source of this 726-nucleotide messenger RNA. RefSeq lists its product as uncharacterized. Bases 1 to 726 code for a protein of 241 amino acids. The record is from RefSeq and is a predicted model, not a curated record. The transcript has 3 exons. NCBI's taxonomy places the organism in Eukaryota, Fungi, Ascomycota, Sordariomycetes, Sordariales, Chaetomiaceae.